This is a messenger RNA of Pelecanus crispus (Dalmatian pelican), 2341 nucleotides long. The record is from RefSeq and is a predicted model, not a curated record. Lineage: Eukaryota; Metazoa; Chordata; Aves; Pelecaniformes; Pelecanidae.
ACCAAAAGGAAAAGCUGAUGCAAGAGAAUAAAGACCUGCAGCUAUGCUAUCUGGAACAUAAGCAACAACUAGAUGAACUGAAAAAUCGCGUGAAGUUUUUGACCAAGGAAAGUGAUAUUGAUGUGGCAGAACUCAGUGAAGCCCUCUUGCUUAUAAAGGUUCAAAAGCAGCAGAAGAAUGGGGACCUGAUGUUUUUGGAAAAAGUAGAUGAUGAUAUCCAUAAAGAUUUAGAACACUCCAUGCGGGAGCUGCAAUUAACGCAUGCAGAAACAGUGCAAGAACUUGAAAAGACAAGGAAUAUGUUAAUUGUGCAGCACAAAAUUAACAAAGAUUACCAGACUGAAGUAGAAGCAGUGACACAGAAGAUGCAAAGUCUACAGAAAGACUAUGAGUUAAAACUGGAACAAUAUGUCCAUCUUCUUGAUAUUAGAGCUGCACGCAUCAGAAAACUAGAAGCCCAACUAAGAGAUAUUGUCUAUGGUACAAAACCGCAUAAAUCUAGACCAGAAAUAUUGCCAGGCGAUCCAGUGGAUGAAUUUGAUGAAAUUUUACAUUUAGAAAGAGGAGAGAACCUUUUUGAAAUUCAUAUCAGCAAAGUGAUCUUCUCUUCUGGAGCUAUGCAUGCUUUUGGUGACCAUGAACCUGCAACUUUUUGUACUUAUGCAUUCUAUGACUUCGAACUUCAGACAACCCCAGUAGUUUAUGGGCGUACCCCAUCAUAUAACUUCACUUCUCAGUAUCUUGUGCAGGCUGAUGACUGCUUCUUGUAUUAUAUACAGCGAAACAGCAUCACACUUGAGGUUCAUCAUGCAUAUGGCACAGAUUAUGAAACAGUUGCUGAUUGUCAACUGAAGUUCCAUCAAAUCUUGGAAAACAAUGGGAAGAUCUACAGCACAGCAAAUUUAGUUGGAAUCAAAGGAAACGUUCAAAAUUAUGGUACCAUAGAAUACUGGAUCAGGUUACGAGUUCCUAUGGAUCAAGCUAUUAGUCUCUACAAGGAGAGGUCUAAGGCUCUGGGGUACGCAACAUCUGAUUUUAGGGAACACGAACAACCAUCCCAGCAGCAGAUACUCAGAACUGCCCAAGUCAGCACUUCAACAGAUGGCAAUUUAAAUGAACUCCACAUUACAAUAAAAUGUUGUAACAAUCUACAAUCCCGAAAAAAACAUCUUCAGCCAAAUCCUUAUGUUGUCUACAAGUUCUUUGAUUUUGCAGACCAUGAUACUCCCAUCAUUCCUAGCAGCAACAACCCACAAAUAGAUGACCAUAUGUAUUUCCAAGUGCCAAUGAAUGCAGAUUUAGACCGAUACCUAAAAUCAGAAUCCAUAACCUUUUAUGUAUUUGAUGACGGUGAAACGGAAGAAGGUGGGAAAGCCAAUGUGCCUCUUAUUUCUUUAGCACAUGACAGAUCUGUCUCAGGUACUUUUGAACUAACAGAUUCUGAAAGACAUGCUACUGGUACCAUCACAGUUGAAUUAAAAUGGAAGUUUGUCUACCUACCACCAACUGGAUCAACAGUGGCUGCAGACUUAGUGAAUUACAUUCAAAAUGAGGAAUCAAUGGCAACUGAAUUACUAGCAGAGGAAAAAAUGCAGAUUCCAGCCCUGUCUUCACCUUUUACUUCAUCAGUGACAAAACCAACACCCAAACCAAGGCAGCGUGCAGCUCAAACAGACAAGAAAGUAUCUUUUCUGGAUCUUAGUACAAUACAGAUGGCAGGCUCUGUUGUUGAAAAUAACAUGGAACCUGCACAGAAGAUGAAGGCAUCAAGAGUUCCAAGUGUUUCAGAGGAUAAACAAGAAAGGCCAGCGGAUGAUAAGGUGAAGGAGAUGGCUGAAGAAAUUCAACAGGAAAAAGAAGACCUCUCACAUCUGUCAGAGGGGCACUUGGCCGACCAAAGCUCAGUUACCUCUGGAGAUGAGACAGAAAUAACUGAAGAAUUGGAACCAGAAGGUAGAAUUCAUUUUUAUGAAUAACAAGAUGAGAGACAAGAAAAUGAUGACAUUGAAUCAAUAAUAACUGACAGCGAUGACUGUAUUGUUUCAAGUCCAGUAUCCAAGAAUAUUAAACAGGCAACUGAAAAAAUCCGGAUUGAAAUUAUAUCGCUUGGUCUUACUGAGUCACGCAUUGCAUCAGAUGAAACAAUACAGCAGCUGUUUGUAGAAUGUAGAUUAUACAAUUUCCUUGCAGAGGAGACCCCACUGUCACUUCCAAAGCCAACAAGUGGUCAGAGGGUUCACUAUAACUAUAGCAAUGUGAUACAUGUGGAUAAGGCAAAUAAUCGUGCAAGAAGAGAGUAUCUCAAGUCUAUGCUUCUAAAGCCAGAUCUACAUACUGACAG